CUAGGUCCGCCGGACGCGAGGACCAUGCGAGCCCCCGUGAGGAGAUGAGGAAAUUCCCCCCAGGAGGCGGAGCCGCGUUCAUUGCGCGCAAACACUCCAACAGCCGCGAGCUGUGGCUCCUGCGCGACGAGGAGUCCGCACCUGUCAGCGCAGCCUCUGCUCUCUUGUGCCGGAGGGGGGGUGGCGGUGCUGCUGCUGCUGCUGGAGGGGACGCAGUCCCAGAGGCGGGCGUGAUAGAAGAGGGAGCCACCGGUAUGAUAUGCAACAAAAACGGAGACUGUAGAAGGGACCCGACCAGCUCAGGGAGCCUCUCCUCUCUCAUCUCCAGGCAGGAGAAGCGGGCGGAUGGAGUAGUGGCCGCCGAGGACCGGGAGGGACAGGCUGCACGCAUGGAGGGCUCCGUCACUUCAGCGGGGUCCCUGGCGCAGGGGCCCGGCGCGGAGGUCCGGAGCGCGGCGGCGCUGGAGAAAAAGGACUCCAGGGUGUCCUUCUCCAACGCGCCGACCGGUAAAGGACAGACUCCGAGUCAGCACUCGAGGAAUUCAGUCACGUUCACCAAAGCCGAGGACGGCUCCCAGAUAGUGCCGGAUGAUGGGGAUCCUCGGGAGACAUACAUGCAGCGGCAGUUUAGUUCCAUGCUUCAGCCCGGAGUUAACAAGUUCUCCCUGCGCAUGUUUGGCAGCCAGAAGGCAGUGGAGAAAGAGCAGGAGCGCGUAAAGUCUGCGGGUAAUUGGAUUAUCCACCCAUACAGCGACUUCAGGUUCUACUGGGACUUCACCAUGCUGAUGUUCAUGGUGGGCAACCUGAUCAUCAUCCCCGUCGGCAUCACCUUCUUCAAGGAGGAGACCACCACCCCCUGGAUCAUCUUCAACGUGGUGUCCGACACCUUCUUCCUCAUGGACCUGGUGCUGAACUUCCGGACCGGCAUCGUGUUCGAGGACAACACCGAGAUCAUCCUGGAUCCCAAGAAGAUUAAGCGGAAGUACCUGCAGAGCUGGUUUGUGGUGGACUUUGUCUCUUCCAUACCUGUGGAUUAUAUCUUCCUCAUCGUGGAGAGGGGGAUAGACUCGGAGAUGUACAAGACGGCCCGGGCGCUCCGCAUCGUCCGCUUCACCAAGAUCCUCAGUCUGCUGCGGCUGCUGAGGCUGUCCAGGCUCAUCCGCUACAUCCACCAAUGGGAGGAGAUCUUCCACAUGACCUAUGACCUGGCGAGCGCCGUGAUGCGAAUAUUCAACCUCAUCGGCAUGAUGCUGCUGCUGUGCCACUGGGACGGCUGUCUCCAGUUCCUCGUCCCCAUGCUGCAGGACUUUCCGUCCGACUGCUGGGUCUCCCUCAACAAGAUGGUGAACGACUCGUGGAGCGAGCUCUACUCCUUCGCCCUCUUCAAGGCCAUGAGUCACAUGCUGUGCAUCGGAUACGGGAGACAAGCCCCGGAGAGCAUGUCGGACAUCUGGCUGACCAUGCUCAGCAUGAUCGUCGGAGCCACCUGCUACGCCAUGUUCAUCGGCCACGCCACCGCACUCAUCCAGUCUCUGGACUCAUCCAGGCGCCAGUAUCAGGAAAAGUACAAGCAGGUGGAGCAGUACAUGUCGUUCCACAAACUGCCGGCAGACUUCCGGCAGAAGAUCCACGACUACUACGAGCACAGGUACCAGGGCAAGAUGUUUGACGAGGAGAGCAUCCUGGAGGAGCUUAACGAGCCUCUGCGCGAGGAAAUCGUCAACUUCAACUGCCGCAAGCUGGUGGCCACCAUGCCGCUGUUCGCCAACGCCGACCCCAACUUCGUGACGGCGAUGUUGACCAAGCUGCGCUUCGAGGUCUUCCAGCCCGCCGACUACAUCAUCCGAGAGGGCACCGUCGGCAAGAAGAUGUACUUCAUCCAGCACGGCGUGGUCAGCGUCCUGACCAAAGGAAGCAUCGGCAUGAAGCUGAUGGACGGCUCCUACUUUGGAGAGAUCUGUCUGCUGACCCGCGGCAGGCGGACGGCCAGCGUGCGAGCGGACACCUACUGCCGCCUGUACUCUCUCUCCGUGGACAACUUCAACGAGGUGCUGGAGGAGUACCCCAUGAUGAGGAGGGCCUUCGAGACGGUGGCCAUUGACAGGUUGGACCGAAUAGGCAAGAAGAACUCAAUCCUGAUGCACAAAGUCCAGCACGACCUGAACUCGGGUGUUUUCAACAACAGCGAGAACGAGAUGAUCCAGGAAAUAGUCAAGUACGAUCGGGAGAUGGUUCAGCAGGUCGACGUGCCCCGACCGCGGGCCAUGUCCAUGACCCCUCCCCUCUACGGGGGGAUCUUCAACUCUCCCAGUUCCUCCGCCCACCCCCAGCACUCGGCGAUCGGCACUCUGCAGCAGGCCGUGGCCAUGAACUUCUGUUCCCCCGCGCAGGGGAACUCCAUGGGAGCGGCGAGCCUGCAGUCCCCCAGGACGGUGAGGAGGUUCCAGGUGGUGGAGAGCGUGUCCGGCCCCGUCUCGGCGUCCCCGCUGCCGUCGCAGUACCUCGCCAGUGGUGCCUUCGCUCCCGUCCUCUCCAGCCCUCCCGUCCAGAGCCCGCUGGCGCUCGGGGGCCGGUUCCAGUAUGGCUCGGGCGCCCUGGCUGGUCCCGCCUCGGGCUCCCAGCUCUCUCUGGCCCAGCAGCACGCCGCCGGCCUCGCUCAGCGGCCCAGCUCGCGCACCAGCACUCACUCGCUGCAAAUGGGCACUUUGAGCCAAGACGCCCGGGCGCUGUCCGCCUCUCAGCCCUCGCUGCCUCACGAGGCGGCGCAGCAGGGGGCGCCGAGUCCCCCCAGGUCAACGCGAGUCUCCUCCACCUCCAUCGGACCCCCUCACGCCCCGGCAGGUCACGCGGGCUCCCGGGGCGCCGUACCACAGAGGGUGGUGCUGCCCCAUCAGAUGUCCGUGGGGGGCUUCCCCAUGGCGUCCCUGACUGGUUCUGGGCAGGGUUUCGGGGGCGGGGCAGGGCUGGCCGUGGGCGGUGCGGGGACAGGUCCGGGGGACUCGGGAUUACCCAAGAAAGACUCCAUAGUGAGCCUUCCCGAGACCGACCACAUCAAAAUCAGAUCCAGGCUGUCUUCAAACUUGUGAUCUUAAUCGAACUCUUGUGGAGGACUGACUCGAUGGGGG
Messenger RNA from Pungitius pungitius (ninespine stickleback), 3125 nucleotides. RefSeq names its product hyperpolarization activated cyclic nucleotide-gated potassium channel 2b (gene hcn2b). Gene Ontology annotation, molecular function: voltage-gated potassium channel activity. Gene Ontology annotation, biological process: sodium ion transmembrane transport; potassium ion transmembrane transport; regulation of membrane depolarization. The transcript is spliced from 8 exons. The record is from RefSeq and is a predicted model, not a curated record. Lineage: Eukaryota; Metazoa; Chordata; Actinopteri; Perciformes; Gasterosteidae. The coding region runs from base 45 to 3086 and encodes 1013 amino acids. Gene Ontology annotation, cellular component: membrane; axon; HCN channel complex.